Messenger RNA from Alternaria alternata, 412 nucleotides. RefSeq lists its product as hypothetical. Bases 106 to 348 code for a protein of 80 amino acids. The transcript has a single exon. NCBI's taxonomy places the organism in Eukaryota, Fungi, Ascomycota, Dothideomycetes, Pleosporales, Pleosporaceae. The record is from RefSeq and is a predicted model, not a curated record.
UCGACCGCUCUACCGAUCUCUUUCCGCGAAUUCUGUAUAUCCAGGGCGCAAUUGUACCCUUUUCCUUUUCUUUUACGCGGGCCUGAAAUCCUACCAUCGGAUAUCAUGGGGUGUCUACCUGUCUGGGCCCUACAUCGAGACAUGUUAGGAAUUUUGCAUUGGAUAAUCUCUGGAGGGAAAGGAAGCCCUCUACUUGUGUAUAUAUACGAUUACCGGGAAUAUGUUGGAACCCGGCUGGCUCUAUUGUGUGUAUCUGGUGGAUUUUGGGCAAGUCUCUACCCAGGCUCAGGCUUCGGGCUGCAUUUUUCUCCCUCUGCGCUUUGUGUAAUAAGGAGGGAAAAUGUUUGAGAGAAAAGCAUUUUGUAGAUAGAGCAUGUGCGGAAAUAAAUAAAUGCAAGAGACGUAUCCUUUG